GGCAGCCGGGACUCCCGGCUUGGCUGUAACCCGGUCCGGGGCCAGGUGGGACCGCGAGGGCCCAUGGCCGAGCCGGCUCCGUUACCUCUGACUUCUGAGGAUGUGGCCGUUUAUUUCUCCGAGCAAGAAUGGCGGGAUCUAGAGCCAUGGCAGAAGGAGCUUUACAAGCAAGUAAUGAGAACCAAUUAUGAGAUUCUUGUUUCUCUAGAUGAUGGACUUCCCAAACCAGAACUAAUAUCCUGGCUUGAACAGGGGAGAGAACGCUUCAGGAUCUGGGGAGAAUCACAGAAAUCAGGAAACAUAGUUUGCACCUCUGCUGAUUUGCAUUUGGAUCCAGUUAUUGAGGGACAACUGUUUGUGGGAAGCCAGCAAGCUGUGAAACCAGGAGAAGCCCACUGCCAUUUCCAAGUAGAUCCUCUUCAGAGCCAGCGUUCCUCUGAACCCUUAUUAAAAGUGAAGGGAAAAAGUGAAGAUGUUUCCUUCAGGCCUGACCAAGUCGUCGCCCUCCUGAAUCCACAAAGACAUGAUACUCGGGCUCUAGUUCCAGUAGUCCACAGCUCCAGGGAACCCACCCAAAGAGACACAAUCGUAAGUCCCAGGACUCUCGGUCCCCCCGGCUUCCAGGAAACCUCUGGGGAGGGCCUCCAGCACCCUUGCCCCGUCUGUGGGGACGGCUUUUGGAAGAACCUCUCAGAGCAGCACCAGGGGAGCCAGAAGGACCCACCACACAGGGCCUGGAAUCAGUUCCGCAAACAAACCGACGCACAACAGCCGCUGAGCAUCCCUCGGGGCCAGAGGCACUUCCGCUGUCCAGAAUGUGGGCGGGGCUUCCGCCGGAAGUCGUGUUUGCUUAGACCCCUGGCAGUCCACCCCGAGGAGAGCCAGCUGCUGGGCAGCGAGUGUACGCCCACCACCUGCUCUCGGGACAGAGGCCUUCCCAGUGCCCCGGCUGCGACGGGAGAGGCCCGGCUCCAGGAGAGAGGUGCGGGCUUCCAGACCACACCCACGUGCACAGCGCAGAGCGGCCCUUCCGGUGCGCCGAGUGCGGCUGGGCCUCCCGCCAGCACGGGCGGCUGCGGCUCCACCAGCGGCUGCACUCAGACGAGCAGCCUUGGUUUCCGGCUGAGGAGGCACGGCGGCGAGAGGCCGCUCUCCUGCGGCGAGUGCGGCCGCGGCUUCGGCCACCCGUGCAAGCUGCGCGAGCACCUGCGGGUGCACAGCGGAGAGCGGCCCUUCGGCUGCCCUGAGUGCGGCAAGAGCUUCCACUUGAAGGGCAUCCUGAAGGCGCAGGAGCGCACGCACAGCCGCGAGCGGCCCUUCCAGUGCGCGGAGUGCGGCAAGGGCUUCACACGGCCGUCCAAACUGGCCGAGCACUUCCGCGUGCACAGCGGCGAGCGGCCCUUCGGCUGCCCCGACUGCGGCCGCUGCUUCCGUCUCAAGGGGCAGCUGCGGAGCCACCAGCGCCUGCACACGGGGGAGAGGCCGUUCCCGUGCCCCGACUGCGGCAAGAGCUACUGCGUGAAGGCCGACAUGAAGGCGCACCGGCUGCUGCACGGCGGCCGGAUGCCCUUCUCCUGCGAGUGUGGCAAAGGCUUCGCCAAGGAGUCCAAGCUCGUGGAGCACAUCAGGACGCACACAGGCGAGAAGCCCUUUCAGUGUUCCCAGUGCGACAAGAGCUUCCGCUUGAAGGCGCAGCUGCUCAGCCACCAGGGCCUGCACACCGGUGAGAGGCCUUUCCGCUACCCCGAGUGCGAUAAAAACUUCCGGGAAAGGGGCCACAUGCUUCGGCACCAGCGCAUCCACAGGCCCGGCAGGCCAUUCGCUUGUGCAGACUGCGGCAAGGCCUUCAUUUAUAAGUCGAAAUUCGCCGAACACAUCAGAGUGCACACGAAGUCCUGUCGUGCCCCCAGUGAGCCUGACGUUAAGCAAAGGCUCAGCCAACUGUUUGCGAUGAUUUAGGCCGACUGGAGUUGAGGCCGAGUAGG
This is a messenger RNA of Lagenorhynchus albirostris (white-beaked dolphin), 1985 nucleotides long. Its product is annotated as zinc finger protein 786-like. Gene Ontology annotation, biological process: negative regulation of transcription by RNA polymerase II. Gene Ontology annotation, molecular function: DNA-binding transcription repressor activity, RNA polymerase II-specific. Bases 64 to 1959 code for a protein of 631 amino acids. The transcript has 2 exons. NCBI's taxonomy places the organism in Eukaryota, Metazoa, Chordata, Mammalia, Artiodactyla, Delphinidae. The record is from RefSeq and is a predicted model, not a curated record.